UAAUUUCCCACUUCCCUUCCCUACCUACUCAUUACUCACAUCUCUACACAUUUCUCACGGACGCUUUUUCCAUGCCGCCGGUGCCUGAUCUUCCUGGCCUUCAGGUCGAGAACCUUCAAUUUCCGCCCGAAAUCAAACCUCCCGCCUCCUCUAAGACUCUGUUUCUCGGCGGUGCAGGAGUUAGGGCGUUGGAGAUCGGAGGAAAUACUGUGAAAUUUACUGCGAUCGGUGUUUAUUUGGAGGACAAAGCUGUGCCGUCGCUCGCCGGUAAGUGGAGUGGAAAGAGUGCGGCGGAGUUAAUGGAUUCCGUUGAGUUCUUCAGGGACGUUGUCACUGGGGGUUUCGAGAAGUUUACAAAUGUGACAUUGAUAUUGCCACUUACGGGUGAACAAUAUGCAAUGAAAGUGGCAGAGAAUUGUGAAGCAGCUUGGAAAUCCAUGGGAAUUUAUAGUGAUGAAGGAGCUGAAGCGAUUAAAAAAUUCAUCGAUGCCUUCAAGAACGAAAAUUUCCCUCCUGGCUCCUCCAUUCUUUUCACUCAUUUGCCUCCUAAUACUUUAUCGAUUAGCUUUUCAAAAGAUGGGAACAUUGGUGAAAAAGAAGAAGAGAUGGUGAGAAAAAUAGAGAACAAACUGCUUAGUGAAUCUGUGUUGGAGUCCAUUAUUGGGAAGAAUGGGGUUUCACCUGCUGCAAGGCUUAGUUUGGCUACAAGAUUAUCCCAUCUCCUCACUCAAUCUCAACCCAACACUCCCAACAUUUGCAAUCCUGUCCAGAAUCCAAAUUCCAAACCACAUCUCAACAAUUAAUCAUAUCAUAUCAUAUCAUCCAUUUUCUAUCUCAAAUAUUUAAUAACUUUUAUUUUGUAUGAUAACUGCAUUCCAAGACUACUUCUCCUUUUAGGUUGUUUUCUUGAUAAAUUGCUGUAAUAACUAAAUUAAUUAUAAUUUUGUCGUUUGUUCUUCUUUAUUGUUAUUCAAGUUUUAAUUCUACUCUACUAUUUGGUUUUGGUUCA
Cucumis melo (muskmelon) is the source of this 1009-nucleotide messenger RNA. Its product is annotated as chalcone--flavanone isomerase. The record is from RefSeq and is a predicted model, not a curated record. The transcript has 4 exons. Gene Ontology annotation, biological process: flavonoid biosynthetic process. NCBI's taxonomy places the organism in Eukaryota, Viridiplantae, Streptophyta, Magnoliopsida, Cucurbitales, Cucurbitaceae. Gene Ontology annotation, molecular function: chalcone isomerase activity. Bases 72 to 803 code for a protein of 243 amino acids.